UUCUCCUCUUUUAUUUCAUGUCUACUCAAUGUUGUACAAAAACCAGAAAAAUUCACUUUUAGUAUAUAUGAACCAAAUCGAGCUAAAACUGAUCGAUUUGAGCUAAUAUUUACACCAAAUUACACAACGAGCAUAUCGAUCAAAGGAAGUUUUUUAGCGGAAACUGAAAUUCUUCAUGAAACCCUAAUAGGAAAUCAAAUGAAGAUGGAAUCUGCACUAGUAUCAUGCUUAAAUUAUUCAUGUACAGAGAGCUUGUGAUUUAAUCUGCAUAACAAAAAUGUUGUUGUACAGGUUCUGGGGGUUCAGUAAUAUAUUGAAGAAACUGUGCGUUAUAGAUUCUACAUUAUUGCUAGUGAGGUAGAAAAGGAAAGCCAAAAAAGAAAAGAAUUUCAAGCAUGAAUCAAGAUAGAGAAAGUGUUGCUGUUGAAGGGGAUAUAGAAGAUAAAAUUAGUAUUCUACCAAGAAAUGUUAUUGAUUGUAUCCUUGAGAGCUUGCCCGUUAAAGAAGCUGCAAAAACUUGUACUUUGUCCAAAAGUUGGAGAUACAUUUGGAGCGAGCUUCCAAAAAUGGUGCUGGAUUACGAAUUUUGUGAUGAGUUAAUAGAAGAGUCUGAAUCCAAAUUUAGAGAAGUAGUUGAUGAGAUUAUGUUAUUGCAUAUGGGAAAGAUUGUGAAGUUUGUUCUUGACGUUAGAGUAGAAGAUUUAGCUUCAUAUACAGCUAGUGACAGAUGGGUUCUUUAUGUCACCAGAAACAAUGUCAAGAAGCUAAGCCUUAGAAUUUCAAAUAUCUAUGAUCAUACCUAUACACUGCCUCCUUGUUUAUUUCACUGUUCAACACUGACACAGUUGAAACUCGCUAACUGUUCCUUCAAACCACCUGGUUAUUUUCUUGGCUUUCCCAAUCUUGUAACCCUUCAGUUGGCUUCAGUAACCUUUUCAGAGUUUUGUGUUAUCAAGGCCCUUCUUCUUGCUGAUUUGACCUUGAACUGUUGUGAUGGUAUACAAUACCUAAACGUUGUUUCACCGGUGUUGAAGUCCUUGUAUGUUUGUUACCAUCACUCUUAUAUCGCGCUAAAUUGCUUUAUGAACUGCAAGAAUUUGAGAGAUUUAGUACUUCUAUUUGACGACGUGGUUGAUAAUCCAAAUCAUGAUCAUAGAUCAACGUUGGAGAAAGUUCUUGUUAGCUUGCCUGCACUUGAGGUACUUGUGUUGGAUUCACCUUUCAUUGAGUUUUUGAGUGCAGAUGUAGUUCCAUCAAAUGGUCCUCCUUUUAUGCUCAACUGCUUGCAGAGUCUGUCGCUCUGUGUUGACUUUGGCAAAUUGGGUCAUAUUUCUUCCAUUCUGCAAUUAAUUAAGUCUUUCCCCAAUUUGAGUAAACUUGAGAUUUCGGUCGAAGGUACCUAUGAUAAUGCUGAAGCAUUUUUGAAAUGUCUGAAGAUGCCUGGCUUCUUGGAACUACCACUAUACAAGCUCGAGUUUGUGAGCUUCUAUGGUUUUGUGAGUACAAAAUGUGUGCUGUUUUUGGCAAUGAUAUUCCUUUCUCAUGCACCAUCUUUGCUAAGGAUCUUCAUUGAACAACCGAUAGGCAUUGAUUCCAGUAAUGUCGCCAUAGAAUUGAGUCGUUUACCCAGAGCUUCUCCUAUGGCUGAGCUAGUCUGCAAUUUGAGGGUUGAAACACUCAUGGUGAGUGCAGAUCAUAAUAUCAAGAAACUCCAAUCCCAAAUCUGGUCAGCUAUAAGCUCGAAUAGAAUUCAACUGCUGCUAUACUUGGAUCAACAAUAUUAAAUUAUGCUAUCUUCUUGAAUUAUACAAGUACUAUUGGUCUUGAAACCUUUUUCCAAUCUGUGUCAGCCUUCAACAUUAUAGAAUUCGUAGUAACUUAUUUAUCCACCUUGCCAUAGAAUGAAAUGCCACCAGAUAAAACAUCUUGUAUAAUAUUUUCUUUU
Molecule: messenger RNA, 1945 nt
Organism: Solanum dulcamara
Lineage: Eukaryota; Viridiplantae; Streptophyta; Magnoliopsida; Solanales; Solanaceae
Product: F-box/FBD/LRR-repeat protein At1g13570-like
Exons: 7
Coding region: 396-1784 (462 amino acids)
Molecular function (GO): protein binding
Source: RefSeq, a predicted model, not a curated record